AUUUUUUUCACAAUUUUUGUAACUAAUUUAAGCAAUUCACAAUAUUUUGUAUAUCCGAAAAAUCAAGGCCAAGUGAUAAUAAACUGCCGGGCUCAUAAUGGCAGGAAACUUUUGGCAGAGCUCGCACUCGCAGCAAUGGAUACUGGAUAAGCAGGAUUUGCUACGUGAACGACAAAACGAUUUACUGGUCCUCACCGAGGAUGAGUAUCAAAAAAUAUUUAUAUUUUUUGCGAAUGUCAUUCAAGUGCUUGGGGAGCAGUUGAAGCUGCGGCAACAGGUUAUUGCCACGGCAACCGUGUAUUUCAAACGCUUCUAUGCGCGCAACUCAUUGAAAAAUAUCGAUCCUCUGCUCCUGGCGCCCACCUGCAUCCUGCUGGCCUCCAAAGUGGAAGAGUUUGGUGUCAUAUCAAAUUCUCGUCUCAUCUCCAUUUGCCAGACGGCCAUCAAAUCAAAGUUCAGCUAUGCGUAUACCCAGGAAUUUCCGUAUCGCACCAAUCACAUACUCGAAUGCGAGUUUUAUUUACUGGAGAAUCUCGACUGUUGCCUAAUUGUAUUCCAGCCGUAUCGGCCGUUGCUGCAACUUGUCCAGGAUAUGGGACAGGAGGACCAGCUGCUGACACUUACUUGGCGCAUAGUCAACGACUCGUUGCGCACGGAUGUCUGCCUACUGUACCCACCCUAUCAGAUUGCCAUUGCCUGUCUGCAAAUCGCAUGCGUCAUAUUGCAAAAGGACUCCACCAAGCAAUGGUUCGCCGAGCUGAACGUCGACCUGGACAAAGUACAGGAGAUAGUGCGCGCAAUUGUCAAUCUUUACGAGCUGUGGAAGGACUGGAAAGAAAAGGACGAGAUCCAAAUACUGCUCUCCAAGAUACCCAAACCCAAGCCACCGCCACAACGAUAAAAGACCCAUUCAAUAUAUUUAUAUUAAAAUAAUUUUAUAUUAAUUUAUACAUUGCUCAAAGAUA
Molecule: messenger RNA, 965 nt
Organism: Drosophila arizonae
Lineage: Eukaryota; Metazoa; Arthropoda; Insecta; Diptera; Drosophilidae
Gene: CycC
Product: cyclin C
Biological process (GO): regulation of transcription by RNA polymerase II
Molecular function (GO): cyclin-dependent protein serine/threonine kinase regulator activity
Source: RefSeq, a predicted model, not a curated record